Molecule: messenger RNA, 3085 nt
Organism: Patella vulgata (common limpet)
Lineage: Eukaryota; Metazoa; Mollusca; Gastropoda; Patellidae
Product: intraflagellar transport protein 88 homolog
Exons: 25
Coding region: 75-2573 (832 amino acids)
Biological process (GO): non-motile cilium assembly; intraciliary transport
Cellular component (GO): ciliary basal body; ciliary base; non-motile cilium
Molecular function (GO): kinesin binding
Source: RefSeq, a predicted model, not a curated record
AGAAAUUCUUUCUGACAGAUACAGUGCUUGUAAGCUGAAGAUACAUUUCUUAAAUAAAACCCCAUAAAGGGGUUAUGAACAGAUUGAGCAUGAUGGAACAUGUACAUUUAGCUGGAGAUGAAGAAGAAGAUAUGUAUUCAGGGUUUAAUGAUUACAGUGCUACAUUAGAUACUGAGGAUCUACAGCAUGAUGAAUCAUUUCAAAAAGCAGUUUUACGAACUAGUCAUGGUAGACGGCCACCACCAACAGGAAAAUUUCCAGGAAUGCAAGCUGGUAGAUUGGCAACGGCAGCAAGGGGCAGAAAUGCCAUGCCUUCAUCCAUGGGUCGACCAAUAACCGGAGCUGUACCAGCGGAUGGAGCUGCUCGACCAAUGACAGCUGUCCGAGCUGCAGGGUAUACAUCAGCAGGAAAUAGAGGUACUGGUUUUGAUCCAAUGAAUAUAGGGGCUAAAGGUCCAGCUCCACCUCUCGAACCAAAACCUGAAGAUAGUCCUGAGGAGAAGAUAAAACAACUGGAGAAGAAUGUGAAUCAGCUGAUAGAAGAAAGUUGUUUUGCUAAUAGUCGAGGUGAUCUUGUGCUGGCUCUAGAGAAAGCGAAAGAAGCUGGUAGAAAAGAGAGAAUAUUGGUGCGACAGAGAGAAACACAAUCAAUGGGAGAUACUAUAAACCUAGAUUUAACUUACUCUGUAUUAUUUAAUCUAGCCAAUCAAUAUUCAUCUAAUGAGAUGUAUACAGAAGCUUUAAAUACAUACCAAGUUAUCGUCAAAAAUAGAAUGUUUAGUAAUGCAGGUCGACUGAAGGUUAAUAUGGGUAAUAUUUAUUUUAAACAGAAGAAUUAUCCUAAAGCUAUCAAAUAUUACAGAAUGGCUUUAGAUCAAGUUCCUAAUACACAUAAAGAAAUGAGAACAAAGAUAAUGCAGAAUAUUGGAAUAGUGUUUACAAAGAUGGGCCAAUACAAUGAUGCUAUUACAUCCUUUGAACACAUUAUGUCUGAAUCGCCUAACUUUAAAACCGGGUUUAAUCUCAUACUGUGUUACUUUGCUCUCGGUGAUCGAGAGAAGAUGAGACGAGGUUUCCAGAAAUUAUUGACAGUUGAUUUGAAGAUCGAUGAUGAAGACAAAUAUUUAGCACAAACUGAUGAAAAACAAAAUAAUCUGGUGUUGGAGGUGAUUAAAAAUGAUGCGUUGCGAAAAAUAGAGAGAGAAAGGAAAUAUGAAGCAGAGAGAUGUUUAAAGACAGCUGUAAAGAUUAUAUCACCAGCAGUAGAAAGUACUUUUUCUGAAGGCUAUGAUUCAUGUAUUGAACAAGUGAAGAAUUCUCAGUACGUAGAUUUGUCACAUGAUCUAGAGAUUGAUAAAGCCAUCAUGUUCUUAAAAGAAAAAGAUUUUCAACAGGCUAUAGAGACGUUGAAAUCAUUUGAAAAGAAAGAUUCAAAAGUAGCGAGUACAGCAGCCACCAAUUUAUCUUUCUUAUAUUUCUUGGAGUCUGAUUUACAACAAGCUGAUAAAUACGCUGAAUUAGCCAUGGCUGCUGAUAGAUAUAACCCAGCAGCUCUGGUAAAUAAAGGGAAUGUAUAUUAUCAGAGAAGAGAUUAUGAAAAAGCUAGAGAAAUGUUUAAAGAAGCCAUAUCUAAUGAUUCUUCUUGUGUUGAAGCACUUUAUAAUUUAGGUUUAUCCAAUAAAAGAUUAUCCCGAUUAGAAGAAGCGCUAGACAGUUUUUAUAAAUUACACGCUAUAAUGAGAAAUAGUCCACAAGUUUUAUAUCAAAUAGCCGACAUAUAUGAUCAGAUGGAAGAUACAGCACAAGCUACAGAAUGGUUUUUACAGUUAAUAGGAGUUGUACCAUCUGAUGCCAGUGUUUUAGCGAGAAUGGGGGAAUUAUAUGAUGCUGAGGGGGACAAAUCUCAAGCUUUUCAAUAUUAUUACGAUUCUUACCGUUUUUUUCCGUCCAAUAUACCUGUUAUAGAAUGGUUAGGAGCGUAUUAUAUUGAUUCUCAAUUCUGUGAAAAGGCUGUCCAUUAUUUUGAAAGAGCAGCCAUUGUUCAACCUAAUCAGGUUAAAUGGCAGUUAAUGAUAGCUAGUUGUCAUAGAAGAAGUGGUAAUUAUCAACAAGCUUUAGAAACUUAUAAACAGAUACACAGAAAAUUCCCUGAUAAUGUUGAAUGUUUAAAGUUUUUGGUAAGACUGUGUACAGAUUUAGGUCUUAAAGAUGCCCAGGAGUAUGCUACUAAACUUAAGAAGGCUGAAAAAGCUAAAGAAUUGAAAGACCAGAGAGCUACAAGUGGUACAAGAAGAUCAGGAAGUGGUAGAGGCACCAGAGACCGAGAUCAACAAGUAGAUCGUGAUGGAAGUGCUGGGCGUAAAGGACAGAGAACCAACAGUGGAAGGACACGAGGUACAUUACCAGACGGUGAUGAUGAUAGUUUUACUGGUGGACAAAAAGAUGUUGAUGCAUCAUAUAGUGACCCUCUCGGACCCCAGAUGGAACGACCAAAAACUGCAGCUCAACGUCGUAAUCCUCACGAUGAUGAAUUUGGUGAUGAAGAACUAGGAGAUGAUCUUUUACCAGAAUAAAUCAUAAUUCUGUCCUACACACUAUCUUAUUUAUUACAUUCCGUCCUUUUAUCAUUUAUAUACAUGUUUGUACAAUGGAUGUACUUUCCACAUAUUUCUAAACAUGUAUUGAUACUAAUGGCUGUUUCUCACAACAGAUAAACUGUUUGACUACAUGUAGUUGGAAAUUUAUUACCUUUUUAAAAAAUAUUAUUACAUUGUAUAGUGCUGUCUUCAUUGAAAUGCUUCAAUGUGCUUUACAUACAAGUAAAUAUUAACGAAAUAUCUGAAUAAUAAAAUUGUUUGAAAUAACAUAAAAGCUGAAGGAUAAAUAUACAAAUUCGACUAGUAAUAAGUAAAUGAAGUCUAGGAAAAUAAACUUGAGCUCAGACUUUUUACAUACAAAUGAAAACAAGUUGUUGAAAAGACAAGCCAGGAAGUAAUUAAUGUUUAUUAUUAAAUUGUACAAAUUACAUGUUGUUAAUACUGUGAUAUUUAAUUUAAAAAUUCCAUUAUAAAUACAUACAAAAUUA